AUGAGUCUUAAGGUGUUGAGUGAUUCCGGCGGUGCUACUUCGAAUGAGAACUCACUUCGCACCUUGCAAAACAAUUCAAUCGCCGACACAAGACGACAACAACGAGGAAGACGAAUAAAGAAGAUGUCCAAGCAGGAGAGCGACACGGCGAAGAAGUCGUCGACAGAAGAUGACGAGCCUGAUGACUGGUACGUAGAAUGGACCUUUCUUCUGCUCUUCUCAACUCGUCGAGUUUGUCUUGUCUCAUACGGCAAAUUGAUGUUGCUCACGAUGGACAAGCGCAUCUUCAGCACGGGUUGCGCAGGUACGCAACGACUCCCCUCUCUCUCCGGAUCGCAGCGGAAAAGAUCGCGAACAGACAGUUGGAUCACGGCGCUAACUUUGGAAUCCACCUUGGUUGUCUCUGUAGACGAGAAUGCCAAGUUGACAGAUUGCUAUUUCGAGAAGAAGGACUGGCGGCAGUGUACGGCCGAGAUGGAGCAUUUCAAGAGCUGUUGGAAGCAGCAGGGCAACGAUCGCCGGACGGACGCAAAGGAUGCCUCCAAAAACGUGGCCCAAGCUCCCGCCUCCCGGGCGCCGCAUUCACCCGCGCCGACCAAAUUCAUCAGUCCUCCUUCAUCCUACACGCCGCCCCGGGAGUCUAUGAGCAUCAUCGACACCGCGCAACCCUCAACCACCUCACUCUCGCUCUCUCUCUCCCGCCCGUCCCUUUCUCCCACGCGCGCGCGCGUGUCCCACAGCUCUUCAACCCUACACCCGGACACGCACUCUACCCAUUCCCACGCCACUCACUCCUCAGCCGGAAAGUCGCAUACUAGACAGACCACAAUGGCCUCCUUCACCGUGCGCCCCCUCCUCCGCGCAUCGCGAACAGCAACAGCAACAGCCUUCACCUCCGUCGCGCGCAUAGCCACAACCUCGCGCUACAAAGCCGCCUCCGCGACCGCAGCCGCCCCGUCCCCCGCAAAGAGCACAACAACCUCAAGCUACGCCAGAAAGACACCCUCCCCAGCCGCGAAGGCCUCGAAACCAUCCUCUUCCCCCUCAGCAGCAGCAGCACCUAAACCCACACCCGCGCCCGCGACGACAACGUUCCCAACAGCACCAGCAUAUGUCCCUCCUCCUCAAACCCAGCCCUCAGAUACACAACAACAGCAAACACCGCAGCAGCAAACACGGCAACAACAGCAACAGCAGCAGCAGCCAAUAGACUGGUCGACAUCCUACCACGGCCUAGGCACAGCCCGCUUCCCGAAGGAAGUAGUCGAUAUCCUCCUCCAACCCGUCAACCCGUCCGACGUCGAGGUCAAACCCGACGGCAUAAUCUACCUCCCCGAGAUCAAGUACCGCCGCAUCCUCAACCAGGCCUUUGGUCCCGGCGGGUGGGGCCUCGUACCCAAGGGCGAUGUCGUCGUCGGAGAGAAGGUCGUCACCAGAGAAUACGCUCUCAUCGCGGAAGGACGCUUCAUCUCCCAAGCCCAGGGCGAAAACGGCUACUUCUCCGUCGAAAACCUCCCCUCCGCCGUCGAGGGCUGCAAAUCAAACGCCCUCAUGCGCUGCUGCAAAGACCUCGGCGUCGCCUCGGACCUCUGGGACCCCGUCUUCAUCCGCCAGUUCCGCAGAGAGUACGCCGACGAGGUCUGGGCCGAGCACGUCACCACCAAGCGCAAGAAGCUCGUCUGGACGCGCAAGGACGUGCCGCUGGCGUACCCUUACAAGAAGACCAACUAA
This is a messenger RNA of Colletotrichum lupini, 1731 nucleotides long. RefSeq lists its product as uncharacterized. Gene Ontology annotation, cellular component: mitochondrial chromosome; mitochondrial nucleoid. Lineage: Eukaryota; Fungi; Ascomycota; Sordariomycetes; Glomerellales; Glomerellaceae. Gene Ontology annotation, molecular function: single-stranded DNA binding. The coding region runs from base 1 to 1731 and encodes 576 amino acids. Gene Ontology annotation, biological process: interstrand cross-link repair; recombinational repair. The record is from RefSeq and is a predicted model, not a curated record. The transcript is spliced from 7 exons.